AUGAUCCAGGCUCCCAUUGUGCUUCGUGUGAGGAAAAGGCGGAAGCCGGUGGAAGACAAGGUUUCCAGGCCUGAAAAGGUGAAGUUUCAGGAUGCAAGACUGUAUCUGGUGGAGAGGAAAAUGGGAAACAGCAGGAGAAGCUUUCUGACCCAACUGGCCAGGUCAAAGGGCUUUAUUGUGGAGGAUGUCCUCAGCGAUGCGGUCACUCAUGUUGUGUCAGAGAACAGCCAGGCUUUGUCACUGUGGACGUGGCUGAAGGGCUGUGAUCUAAAGAAUCUACCCAGCAUGCACGUGUUGGACAUCAGCUGGUUCACUGACAGCAUGAGAGAGGGGAGGCCUGUUGCUGUCGAGACCAGACAUCUCGUUCAGGACACCGUGGCCGCAAUUCCAGAAAGUUCUUCACCCACUCCUGAGGUGAAAGUUUCCCGAUACGCCUGCCAGAGACCGACUAGCACGGAAAACUACAACACGACUUUCACAGAUGCGUUUGAAGUCAUGGCACAGAGCUAUGAAUUCAGCGAGAUUGAAGGUUCAUGUCUGGCCUUCAGGAGAGCUGCUUCGGUCCUGAAGAGUCUGCCUAGUGUGGUGCGCUCUCUGGGGGAGGUUCAGGAUCUGCCCUGCCUCGGAGACCAUACUAAGGCGGUCAUAGAGGAUAUUCUUCAAUAUGGCCGUUCGUUUGAAGUAGAGAAAAUACUGUCUGAUGAAAGGUAUCAGACGCUGAAGCUGUUCACAAGUGUGUUUGGGGUUGGACCGAAGACGGCGGAGAAGUGGUACCGCAGAGGGCUGCGCUCAUUCAGCGGCAUCCUGACGGAUCCCAGCAUCAAUCUCAACCAGAUGCAGCAAACUGGUUUUCUGCAUUAUGAAGACAUCUCCAGGGCUGUCAGUAAGGCAGAGGCCCGAGCCCUUGGGAACAUUAUUGACGGAGCUGUCCACGCAAUCACAUCGGACGCCAUAACGGCACUGACAGGUGGCUUUCGAAGGGGGAAGGAAUUUGGACAUGAUGUUGACUUCAUUGUGACCACACCAGAGACUGGGAGGGAGAAGAGUCUCUUACCAGACAUCAUCGACAGAUUCAAACAAGAAGGCAUUUUGCUGUAUUAUGAUUACCAGGCCUCCACCUUUGAAUGGUCCAAGCUUCCCAGCCUCAGGUUUGAGGCUAUGGAUCACUUUGCAAAGUGCUUCCUGAUCUUGAGGCUGAAGGCAAGCCAAGUGGAGGGAGGUCUCAAUUGUGCAGAGGAAGACAACAGGGGCUGGAGGGCUGUGCGUGUGGACCUGGUGUCACCGCCUCUGGAUCGUUACGCUUAUGCACUGCUGGGCUGGACCGGCUCCAGGCAGUUUGAGAGAGACCUGAGGAGUUUUGCUCGAUUAGAGCGGCGGAUGCUUUUGGACAACCACACCCUGUACGACAAAACUAAGAACAAGUUCCUGGCAGCUACGACUGAAAAGGACAUCUUUGCCCAUCUGGGUCUCGAGUACAUCGAGCCUUGGCAGAGAAAUGCGUAG
This is a messenger RNA of Platichthys flesus (European flounder), 1503 nucleotides long. RefSeq names its product deoxynucleotidyltransferase, terminal (gene dntt). The transcript has 11 exons. Gene Ontology annotation, molecular function: DNA binding; DNA-directed DNA polymerase activity; DNA nucleotidylexotransferase activity. Bases 1 to 1503 code for a protein of 500 amino acids. Gene Ontology annotation, cellular component: nucleus. NCBI's taxonomy places the organism in Eukaryota, Metazoa, Chordata, Actinopteri, Pleuronectiformes, Pleuronectidae. Gene Ontology annotation, biological process: double-strand break repair via nonhomologous end joining. The record is from RefSeq and is a predicted model, not a curated record.